CUGGAAACUCGAGCCGGGGAUUUGGUUCUUAAUUAUACGGCGUAGCUUCGUCGAAUAAUAGCCGUCAUAUCGCUUCCGUGAGGUAUAAAGGCAAGAACCUGAAGAAGCAAAGCGGAUGAUUACCGAGAUGCGAUUGUGGAUCAAAUCAGUUGCCAGUAUCGCCACAAGCUUCCAGUUGGACGCUGCUGCAAGAUAGAAGCUGGACGCGACGUAGCCUCUGAUGACUAUUUCUAAUGAAUUACAAACAAUAGGAAGGAAAUCCUGGAAAAUCUUAAGGAUAUUCACCACAUAGUCGUUAAACAAAUGUGAUAAGGUUUGGAAGGUUGUGUAUGUGGUCUAUUACCAGGGACUUGUGUGGCCUAUGUGGCCUAUGGUAGAGACAACAUCAACUACGCUGUGAUAGACGAAAUUCACACCCCUUCUGCUAAUUAUAUGAUUGUGUAAUAAAAAGACAAAACGUGCGCAUCGAUAGGUGUAUGGUAGACAGGGCGUAACACUCUAUAACCACCGUAAAAGAUAGAUUGGUCUGACACCCCAACGUGUUAGAGAAGAUAUUACUGCGGCAGAUACUAUACACGAUAGAUGGAGCUGACACCCCUGUAGCAGUGCGUUAGACAAUACAUCACCGAUAGAUACUGAAAACGACAGACUAGCAUCCCUAAGCGUGCAUCAUUAUUGUCGAUGACAAAGAAAUAUUCACCCUCAUUCUCCAAUCAUUAGACAUUUCAUAUGUUUUAUGAGGGAUAACACCCCGGAGACUACAUAAUCAGGAAUACAGGAAACUUAGUUAAUAGAACAUGAUUUGUAGCUGCAACCUUAUUACCUGUUCUUUUAAGACUCGGACUAACACUGAAACAUUACCCCGUAUGUUAUCCUAAUAAUUACGUUCGUUACAUUGAAAGUGAUCUUGGUGAUCCGGGAUAUAAGAGAAACUGUAUCAUAUGACUUUUGUUAUGAACUGAAACUGACACAGUAAUCGGAUUGUUAACGAAUUAAUAAACAUGGAUGAUAACAAUGGAACUUUCUUUAAUGACACUGCUCGUGCGGCGAGCGGUGGCGACAAUGGGACCGUUCUCCAUAACGCAACGGUCGAUUUGAUAAACGAUCCGGGGAACUUAAGGCGACUCAUCAUAACAGCAUUGCUCUGUUUUGUGUCGGUUGUGGUAAACGUCAUCUCUAUGGUUGCUGUGUGCCACAUUCCUGGACGACUCAGUGGCAGCCAUUACCUUCUGAUCAACCUGGCGGUCACAGAUACAUUAGGUGGAAUAGUGUCACUCUUUGAAAUCAUUGGUCUUAUUUUAUCACUUAAGCAUACCUUCUUUUAUUUGGAAAUAUACGUUCAUGUCAUGGCGAUAGGAUAUUCCCUGUUCGUGCUUUUCUAUCUUGAAUCCGCUUUCACUCUUCUUGUUUUUGCGAUCCAACGAUAUAUCGCUCUCUGUCGACCGGUACAGUUUGUGCGCAUGUGCAGCAAAGAGAGGACUCUACUAGCAAUGGUGAUCACGUGGAUCGUGUCGUUUCUAGUCGCAAUUUUUGGAUUGCUUAGUCUUUCGUUCGUUCAUCUUGGAUAUUAUAUUUCCAACCCAGAUAUAUGGCAGUACAUAUGGCCAGUGAUUCUCGUCAUAACCUUCGCUGUAAUAGUUGGAUUGUAUUUCUGCGUCCUCCGAGGGUUGCACGAGCGUUCCAGUCGUAUUCGCUCCGAACAAGGCGUUGAGCAAAACUACCAAGCGUUGGUAACAACCGUCAUCCUUAUAACAAUUUUAGUUUUCACUCUUAUACCUUAUAUGAUUAUAAAACUGAUCCGUUACAACCACGGCAUGGGCGGAAUGGCUACCAUCAAUAUCCUUCAUUGGGACUUUGGGAUAUACCUACCCUACACGAACUUCAUCAGCGAUCCCAUUAUCUAUGCCCUUCGCAUGAAAGACGUAAGAGAGGGCUACAUGUGUGCGUUCGCAGGAGCCUGCCAUAAGAGCAGCUUGAACCUCCGUGGCCGAGAGAGUAUUUCCCUUCAGACUCAGAUUACUGAGUCGGAUCAAGUUCAUACUCAAAAGGAAUCGCUGAAUAAUUCCAAACAUCUUUAAUGCUGCCAAAGUGGCUUGUGGUUUGUUGAAGACUUUGGGGCAUAGCCAGGACUAAUUGGUGAGAAAUAUUUAUAUAGCUAGGUGAGGCAAAAAGAGCAAAAUACGUUAUACGUUUCACAACCAUUACAAUUUAUAAAAAACUGCUUAUGACUGCGUAUGAGAUAUAUUCUCUUUAAGAAGCGGAUUCAGUUCUUUCGUCUCAUCUUUGGGAGCAGGAUCCGGAAAAGCGGAAUUAUAACGUCAAUACAAGUGCGAUAAUAACGAGAGUUAUUACGGGAUCACAGAAUAUUAACGAAAGUCACUAAACCAUAAUUCUGCUAUGAACUAGUGUCGGACAUUUUGACAUUGACACUAGCUUUGCUUUCCAACAAAUUGAAUAUAAAUCUGAUGAGUCUGAAGUUUAAAUACUGCGCAGCAUUAAUGUAAUUAGAUACUGUCUGCGUUGAGUAAUAUU
Owenia fusiformis is the source of this 2532-nucleotide messenger RNA. Lineage: Eukaryota; Metazoa; Annelida; Polychaeta; Sabellida; Oweniidae. The record is from the annotation of a GenBank genome assembly.